This is a messenger RNA of Microdochium trichocladiopsis, 987 nucleotides long. RefSeq names its product thiazole biosynthetic enzyme. Gene Ontology annotation, biological process: thiamine biosynthetic process. The record is from RefSeq and is a predicted model, not a curated record. Lineage: Eukaryota; Fungi; Ascomycota; Sordariomycetes; Xylariales; Microdochiaceae. The transcript is spliced from 3 exons. The coding region runs from base 1 to 987 and encodes 328 amino acids.
AUGGCGCCUUCUGUUGUCUCUGACAUGUUCGAGCCCGUUAGCCUCCCGCAUGACGGCGCGAUUGAGCUGCCUCGCGCUGGCACCCAGGAGGGUGCGCCGGCCUUUGAGAAGGCCGGUGACGACGCCAUCGGGAAGUGGGAGGGCUUCUCCUUCGAGCCGAUCCGCGAAUCGCAGGUGUCCCGAGCCAUGACCCGGCGCUACUUUGCCGAUCUGGACGCCUUUGCCGAGUCCGACAUUGUCAUUGUGGGCGCUGGCUCGUGCGGUCUCAGCACGGCCUAUGUGCUGGCCAAGGCGCGCGGUGACCUCAAGAUCGCCAUUGUCGAGGCCGGCGUGGCGCCCGGAGGCGGAGCCUGGCUGGGCGGCCAGCUCUUCAGCGCCAUGGUGAUGCGCAAGCCUGCGCACAAGUUCCUCGCCGAGAUAGGCGUGCCGUACGAGGACGAGGGGUCCUAUGUGGUUGUCAAGCACGCCGCCCUCUUCACCUCGACCCUGCUGUCCAAGGUGCUGGCGUUCCCCAACGUCAAGCUCUUCAACGCCACGACCGUCGAAGACCUGAUCACCCGCCGUGACGAGAGCGCUCCAGGCGGGGUCCGCAUCGCGGGCGUAGUCACGAACUGGACCCUCGUGUCCAUGCACCAUGAUGACCAGUCGUGCAUGGACCCCAACACCAUCAAUGCCCCAGUGGUCAUCAGUACAACGGGCCAUGAUGGGCCCUUCGGUGCCUUCUCCGUCAAGAGACUCGUGACCAUGCAGGCCGUCGAGCGGCUGGGCGGCAUGCGUGGCCUCGACAUGAACGCAGCCGAGGACGCCAUUGUCAAAGGCACGCGCGAGAUUGUGCCGGGCUUGAUUGUCGGCGGUAUGGAGCUCAGUGAGGUUGACGGCGCGAAUCGCAUGGGACCUACCUUUGGGGCUAUGGCGCUCUCUGGCGUCAAGGCUGCUGAGGAGGCGCUUCGCGUGUUUGAGCUGCGCAAGAACCAGAACGCCAUUUGA